Messenger RNA from Amoebophrya sp. A25, 8005 nucleotides. The record is from the annotation of a GenBank genome assembly. NCBI's taxonomy places the organism in Eukaryota, Dinophyceae, Syndiniales, Amoebophryaceae.
AGGUCGCAGGAAAACGUGCGCUUUUCGUAUUCACUUAUUUUGAAGUGCCAUGCUAGAGAUCGUUCGUAAUCGUAAGUCUAUUUUUAAGUUGAUAGCAGAUGAUAGAAGUGUUGAUAAGAUAAGGAGAGUGCGCUCAGUAUAAUAAUUAAUGUAUGCAGCUCGUAGUUGCUCGUAUGAUUUGAUGGAGUGAGACUGAGAGUACAGAAAGUAGAACCUAUUGAGAGGUGAAUAAUGGCGAGUGACGUAUACAGCCCAAAAACGGUAUAAAUGGAACCCAACACGAAAGAGGCAUCCAAAAAUAGAUGGUGUGAAAAUCUUGGUUUAAUGUGAUGAAUGAUGAAGAACUACCUACUUAGUGACUAAAUUUGAAAUAUCAGAGAUUAUCUGACUCUCAUCUUCAUCUAUAUUUUUUCAUACUCACUUCUUAAUCAAUCUUAUCUUUUUUCAAGUGUUGAAGCAAGUUGUUGAAGUUUAUCUUAAAUUUGAAGUAAGUUACUCAUUCUCUGCUCAGCUUGUUAGCCAUCACCUUAACUUGUUUGGUAGCUUCUUAUAGAAAUCAUGUUCAUGUCCUCUUUGCAGAUGAAGACACUAAGCGGCGCUCCAUCCCCAUGUGACCACGACGACAGUCGACCGGCCUUUUGCGCUCAAGUCUCCACGGUCGUGGUGUAAGUAGGGCACUCGUCGUCGUCCUCUCCGGAACACUUACGCAUACGAAUACCAUCAUGGAACUGAUGAGACCACCUUGUCGUGUUGAACAUUUUUGACUUUUUUUGUUUAGCAAUCUCCACCAACGUCCUCGCAUCGAAGUUGAAGCUGAAGAAGGGGGCGUAGUUCGUUUUACUAGGACUGUUGUCGACUUCCCGCUCCGACCCUUGCCAAAGACGGAAUAGCAGGCACGACAGACAGAGGUAGUCGUGAGGAUAUCUGAUAUCUUCACCCCCUAGUAGAGCUACUAGGAAAGCAUGCCAGAAGACUCGGGAUCUGAGCAGCACAGCAGAGCAGCUGGGAGUGCUAGGUCGAGUCCUGCAGACGUGGCAGCUAGCCCAAUAAAGGAUGCAGAACUUUAUGAAGACUUUAUGUACUUACUGUGAGCGUUCCUCCAUCUUGUAGUAAGUCACUGCAAGGCCUCGUUUUGAUUACACUGAGUUUUCCUCAAUCAAUCUCCAUUUCCAUUUAAUACUCUUGAACACGAUCAAUCGUGUUUUCUUGCCUACAUAAGUCAGCCAUUGUUCUCUUCUAACACUUGCUUCAUCCUGUUGCGGAAGAUAAACCAUUUUAUCCACCUGCAGCACAUCAAGGAGAUUCGUCUCAGAAAGGCGCGACUAGUUCGACUACUGCUCAACCACAUGCGACAGAACCGAGCAGUCGAAUAAGCGUUACUGUACUAACAUCUGACUUCAUCUUGUUGUUCUAUAAUAUCUUGAAGUAGAAACAUGAUCAUUAGAAAAAUGGUAAAGUACUGCACCUCCAGCAGCUUCUAGUAGGUACUGCAUUGAUCCCACGCCUGUAGCUGCAUAAUAAAUAUAUUAUCUUCAACGCCGAAUCCUUUCAUCGCGUUCUUCCUGGUUGAAAAUCAUGACUUCUUCAUGAAAAUCUGCACUGAAACCUACUACAGCUGGUUCGCGAUGCAGAUGGGAAAAGUCGUCUAGUAUGCGAGAAUGGACCACUUCUCUCCGAAGAAGACCGCCAACUCCUGGACACUGCUCUUAGAAUAGCUUCGGAUCAAGGAUUUGGGUACUACAAAAUCAAGUUUCAGACUACAGAAAUAAGAUGAAGACUGGUCAUUACACUCUCACUUGUAAUCCCACAUUUUGAAGAGAGGCUGAAUGAUUAGAAGCGAUACAGCACCUCCCGAGAAGUACUUACAACCAAUACCGACCAAACGUUAUUAACAUGAUCUUUCACCUAAAAAUCGACUUUCCAGUUCAACUUCAAGUGCGCAGCAGCACCAAGGAGCUUCUGCGUCUGCUACCUCUGGCGCCUCUGGCGCUCCCUCUACGACUACGUCUACCUCAGGAAGCAAUAAAGCUCGCUUAGUGAAUCGACGUUUAGAAAGUUCCCGUGGGGAUCCUGCGUCCUCGUCUACAACGUCGACUGCGAUCUACAGCCUUCUACAGUCGGGCAGAGGAGCUGAAGACUCUGGUCCCAGCAACUCCUCAGCCUCCAGCCGCACGUCCGCGCGCACUCCACCCACGACAAGGACGAGAGAAAGCAGUGGCCCAGGUUCUGAGAGUAAGGUCACCACGUCAAGCAAGCCUUCGUAUAGUGCAGUAGCGGGAGCUAACCUACCACGUGGUCCUUCAUUUAGCUCCUCCAAAGUAGUAGCAGCUCCUGUGUCAUCCUCCAGUACAACAAGUACAACAACUGACAACACAACCAGUACGACCACAGCUUCGUCAAGUUGUAGUACGAGUAGUAAGAGAGCAGAGUCGACUACGUCGUCGUCACAGGUGGCCGUGAUGCGGGGUGGAGCAAAGAUACAGCUGCAGGGAUCCAGCCAGGCCGUAUCAAACUCCAGUGGAGGAGGUUUCCAUCUAUCCGACUUCAGCACGAAGGAACUGGUUUCGUUCUCCUCUUCAUCAUCGUCUUCACCGUCAAAAGUCAGCGAAAUCGCGUUGCCGGAGAAAAUGAGUUUGCGUAUCGCAGCACCUAAAUCGCGGACGCCAGCGUCAUCAAGUACGACACCAAUUGAAGAUCCAGUCACACCAACUACUUCUGUCGUAGCUGAGCAGGUGGGUGAUUUAUCGAAGAACAAGAACAACGAUGAUCGCGAUUCUAGUAGUAGAAAAGUGGUAGAAGUGGAUGACGAGGAUGAUGGCUGGACGACAGUAGGACCGCAGAAUGGAAACCAUCGGAAAAGAGCGUCGGGAGGACGAGGAGGACAGAUGAACAAAAAUAACAGCGAUGCACUCGCAGCACCAGCACCCAACGAGAACGAAAGGUUAGUACCUCCUCAAGCUCAACCAACUGGUACUACUACAGCCGGCGAAGGAGCACCAAAUAAAGUUCCUCUGUCCAAGAGAGCAGCAAAACGGAUGAAAGAGAAGUCACAAGUUGUAGAAGGUGGAGAACAAGCUGUCGGGAGUGGUGGAAAGUCACAAGUUGUAGAAGGUGGAGAGCAAGCUGUCGGAAGUGGUGGUGCAAAGCCAGGAUCUGGAGCUUCAUCUGGUACAGCUAAAGGUACAGCAGUCCCAGCCGAAUUUGAGCAGGAGCCGCAGUUAACGUCGAUGAGUAAAACGAUUAGCUCAUCCAGUUCUGCUACUUCUGCGUGGGAAACUGCUUCUUCUGGGGACCCUGGUGCCGAAGACGAGAUGAUGAAUGUGGGACAAGUACUAGGUAAAAAUGGCAAGGACACGAUCAAGGACCAGAACCAGUCUUCUAGAAAGAACAAAAGAGGGAAGAAGAAGCUUGCGAAUAAGAUGCACUCUAGUAGUGCUCAGGGAGAAGAUGAUGGUCGGCCUGCUCUACCUCAGGAUGGAGUCACGCGCGCUUCGGGAAGUAGUCCUUUUGCAGCAGCUUCGAGUUCUUCGAAUAUUUUACCUGCUGGAGGUGGUGCGUCGAAGAUGCCGAGAACGAAAUCCAGUGCCGCUAGCGUGGACGAACUAGUGACGCACAUUAUGAAGCAUGCGGCCGCUUCAACAGGGGCAACUGGAACUGCGUCAUCAUCGUCAAGUAGAGUAAUACCACCGCCACCUCGACCUCCUACAAUUGAUCAUAAAAAUGGACCUUCUAGUACUAGAACAGGACCGGGACCAGGAGAGAGUCAGCAGCAGUACAAGCAGACUGCGUCGACGUCUGCGACCUCGUCUGCGUCCUCUUCUACUAGUGAACAAGAGCAACAUGGAAGAGCAGCAGGAGGGGAGCGACAGAACGUAGUACACCGAAAAAUGCUGGAGAGAGGUUUUGGUCCAGGGAUGAUGCUACCGUUCGCGGAAAAGGAGACACCUGGAAAUGAACCACCUGUAGGAUCAAACCCAACAGUCGGUAGCGGUCUUGCCACAUCUAGCAGUGCUCUUUUUCAUCAGCCUAGUAACGCACAACAAAGCCAUAAUAUCAACCCGAACAUCAAUAGCAGUGCGUCGAUGAAGAACAAUGGAAACAAAUGGUCUGCGUCGGGAGGUGGUGGUGGUGCGUCAUCUAAGAACAAGGGGAAUAAACACAGCAACAAAAACAAGUCCAAUCCCCAGAAUAGCGGUGGAACCGUGGAAGAGUCAAUUGGCCUGCUUCUCGAGGGCGACAUUAAACGACUUCUGCAAGCGAGAGCGCAAGAUUAAGGCACAUCUAGAUGAUGAAAUAUCUAUCAUGAAUUCCAGUAUCAUGAAAAUCCCUGAAGUACAAUCCAUCAACUCAUAUUCAUACGCUCGCUUAUACAAACACUAUGAUGUUGGAUACCUCUAACAACUAAGACGGAGCGAGGGGUCGCUGUUCGAUUUCGACAACGAUGCCGCAUCUUCUAGUCGGGGUGCACAUAGUCGGAGUCCCGCAGGAGAUUACCCUUUCGCUCCUAGACAGCGCCGACGAGCGGGUCCGUCAGCUGGGAGUGCGAGCAACAGUAGUGUCGUGGCAGUCGGGGGACCGGGUCCUCUCAGACCCAGUAGAGAAGGCGACAUAAGCUUCCAUAGCGGAAGACAUGUCGGAACGAGUGCUCCUGCAUUUAGCCAACUCGAAGGAAGCCCACAUGUUGGUACUUUUCUGCUCCGAUUGAAGAUCUUUUGUUUCUUCUACAACUAGAUACAGAGUUUUCUGGGACAACUAGUACAGUCAUAGCUUUCUCAACUUCGAUUUGCAGUCGACAACCCUAAAUUUUACAGAACCAAUGAUCCCUCGUGGAACCAUAUCUGGCGCUACCCGAGCGACGCACGAGGACCAGUCUAUUUCGGUACUGGGCGAGUCUCCAGUGAUCUCACAGCAAAUUAAGAAACAACUCCAGAAUUGUUCGAAGUCCUCUUCUUCGAUGAAGCAUCAACGCGACGCCGACACAGACAGUGGCCAGCAUGAACUUGUAGAUGGAAUUGACGGAAGAUGGCCUCAGUCAGAAGGGUCGGCAACAAAAGUGGCUGAUGCUUGUGGUAGUGUGUAUCCUCCAGUGCAAAAGAGGAUGCUGGCGCAAAUCCUGGCAAAAGCGAUGGCGCCUAAGCUGGUGCAACAGAGGUAAUUAUAUCUAUAUCAACUUUGUUGUAGUUUCAGAACAAGACGACCCAACUACAUUUCGACUUUAUUCGGAUAUUCGGAGCUGUUAGUUGGGGAAAAAAAUCUUCUUGAUGUUACUUGUUCAUUGUGCAAGAGCACCAUCAAAUUCAACUUCAUCAGGCCUCCGCAAAUACCCGACCACGAACGCAACAUGCAGAGACCGCCUGUGAGUCGCAGCUCAAAUCCAGCUUUGCCAUCGAGACGCGGAGACACCGCUUCUGAUGUUCUGGUAUACUUUUACUGACAGGACUGCUACCUUGUUGUCCAAAAUCUGGUUUCUAACGUAGCUCUUCAAGUGAUGCACUAUUAUUAUUUUCCUUUCGAGAUUCUUGACGUGAUCACCACUAAAAACUAAUGGUUGUUCCUUUUUCAGUUUAUCUUGAUCAACAAACGACAUCAGUUUAAGUUCACCUUUUCUCCCAGAUUUGCCGAAUGGAUGAGCAGGGACAAAUGAAGGUGAUGGAGCCGCCCGUAGCGGGCAAAGUCAUGUCUUUGGACGACUUAAGGCGAAGAAACGAUGCGAAAUCACUGUGGGACGACAUUUCACAGGUAACUUAUACUAUACAGUACCUGAGAAGUAUAUUUUCAUCUUUAUUCUCAUACUCAUCUUCAUUCACAACACGACUUUUUAAUGGCAGUAGCAGAUUGUCGCUUGAUUUUUCUUCACCCUGAUCAUUUCGUUUGUGAAGAAAAUGUCAAACAACCCACACUGCUCAACAGGCGAUCUUGAGACACAAGAGAGGCGGUACGAGUAGCCAAGGUAGCAUGCCGAGAAUUCAAAGUUCAGAAAGUGCCUCCGUAGCAGAGAUGCUACGGAUGACAACGCGAACGCCAAUGGGAUCAGAUUCGAAUAUCCGAGUCUCAGACGGACUUUCACGGACGUCGUCAUUGUUAGGUAGUUUGUUUUUUCUGGAAAGACAGUUGGCACCUCAUUUAGAAGUAUCGCCCUCACAACUUCAACAUCAGAGAAAUUCGUAGAACUCAAAGAAGAUUCAGGGAAGUCGUAGGUCCAAUCCGAACCGACUAACAUCAUCAUGGCGAAUCUAAAUCUGUCCAAGGACAAGGAUCAUUAGGCGCAGCAAGUAUAAUUUGACUUGGAGUGAUUUUUCUUCUCCUGAUUUCUACUCCUGUUUGAAAAAAUACAACAAACUCGUCCAAACUAGGUUCAACAACAACGUCCGUUGCUGAAAGGCGAUCCACACCUGGUUCCAGGAACAAGCGAAAGCCGCCGCAUGUAGUCGUGUACCGAAAGGACGGCCGUGAUAUCAUAGUCUGUCUACCCAGGGACCAGGGGAAAGACGGCGUAGGAGGUGACAAGAAGAACAAGAGACUAGGUGCUGGAGGUCCACUAUCAACAUCGGCAGUGUCGUCUCAGCGUGGCGUCGUCCAGGUCUUGCAGAGACCGCAUGCAGCUUCUAAAGGAUCAUGCGCGAACAACUUCCAUCAAACGAGUUGUAGUGCAACUACCCCAGCAGGUGCAACAUCAUCUAGUGUUUUUACGGGGACAAAUACGAACAAUAAGUCAAGUGAUGGCUUGAUUCCACCUUCUCAAAGUUGUCGCAGCAAUAACAACAAUGGCAACAAAGUAGGAGGCGCAGGACAGAGCAAGCGAGGCGGUGGUGGCAAUAGAGGGAAAAAAGGCAGAGGAUCGAAUAAAGGGUAUUUUUAGUAGAAGCUACGUAGAUGCUUGCCUGUUCAACUUCAACGUGCUCAACAAGACAAGAUCAUGGGUUUUUGGCACAACUUUCUCUACAUACAUCUCAGUUUAUUUCUUAGACGAUCAAUCAUCUCGAUCUCAAUAAAUCUAAAUCAUCUAUUUGAAAAAUUUCGUUUAUUUCAUUUUCAACUCCAAAUUCAAUUCCAAGGUCAUGCAACGCAGAGGACGCACGAAAGAAAAGGGGCUCAAACCCCCACGAAGUGCCUCCUCCACCGCCACCAGUAUUGCCUUCAAAUUAUUCGCCAGCUUCGAAUCAUGCGGCAGCAGCUUCUUACUACCCUCCACCACCCUACCAUGAAGAUCCUAACAUAGCAGCAGCGGGAGGACCGAAUUACGUUUACAUGCCGGUAAUAGAACAAGAAUUUGAAAUCGAUAAUUCUAUUUUGCUGGCCUUGUAGUUGAUCUUGAUCUUGAUAUAUUUAUGCACAAGCACAUCCACGCAAAAAUUCAGAUGAUGCCAGGACAGAUGAUGGUUCCCAUGUAUCCGCAGGGUGGUGGCUACCCAUCCUUUGCUCCGGCUCCGGCUGGUUACUAUCCGGUGGCCCCGCACCAGGCAGCAGCACUGCAGGCACCUCCAGGAGUAGUUUUCAGCGGAAAUCCAGGUCAGCCUGUUCAAGUGCAUAUAAGCACGCCUUUGAGCAGUUAUCAAGUGCCACGCUCAACGGGAACGCCAGAUGCCCUAAUGCUCAAGACCGCAACGUCCUCUGCAACGGUACUAUAUACUACCAGGUUUUUUGGAGAUGUGUGAAGUAUGAUUAUUAUGUUGUCGAAUAAAGAGAAAAAAGUAUUGCUUCAUCAGCAUCAUUGAUUUUCGUUGAAUUUCAAUUUGUUCAUUUCCUAUAAUUCGUUCAGGACCAGCAGGGCGGUUUGAUAGGUGAUCAGCGACGUGCGAACGAGCAAGGAGCUGAAGCCGGUUCAGUAGUUUCGCACUUGACUAUCUCUGGCGCAUCGAAUUACACGCCGCAGCUGACAAACCCACUUGACGAGCUACUUCCUCCGCCAGAGCACGGUUGUAACGUCAAGAACACUAAUCUCAAUGGUGGAGAGCAAUCUCAAUGUGACUUGGAAGAGAAAGAUAGUGUUAUGGUCAACAUUUAG